GUCAUGCAGGCUGGUGCCAUGUCUGGCGUCUCUCGAUUCGCCACGCGCUCGUCGCAAGGCAACCGACUCGUUUAAUCGGUACGAGAGAACGCGCGACGCGGCCGCCCGUUGCCCGCCGAUUUAAACAGUCACAAAUUAAAAAAUAAAAUUAAAAACUCUACGCCGUGCGCGAGUUCUAAUUUCAAAAAUUUGCAAAAUCGCGCGUUUUCGUUUUGAACUGUCAAUGACAAGUGUCAAAUUUUGAGGGUCUUUGACAAAAAUGUAGUUUUGUAUCGGCAUUUCGGGGGAUUUAUGUUUUGCAAAAAUCAAAUGUAGUAUUUCUGUUCCCCUGACAAGUUUUUGUACUUAGGUACUUUGUUUUUGAGUAACAGCUUAAUAGUUUACGUACAAGUUAGGUAUUUUCGUGUGUUUGUUUACUUGAGAAAUUGUGCCGGAACAGAAAGUUUGGAAGAUGGAGAAGACCGGAGGAUCUAGGCUGCUACAGAUGCAGGCGAGAUUCCAACAGAAGCAACUCCAAGAGCGCGAGCUGAAGAUCGCGUCUCUGUACGAGGCCCAGCAGGCCAGGGCGUUGGACCGCGUCCGACACUCGCCCAGCAAUGGCAUGGUCAACGGGACCAAGGCCAGUACACCGCAGGAGGCGCAGGUCCCUGUCCACCCUGGAAAGGUGCGUCAAAUGUUCGAGGAGCGGCGAACUAAGGCCGGAAUAGACAAGAGCUACCCUCUCCAACCUAUCCACAACACAGACCGACCGGCGCCAAGGAAGGCCUUGCCCAAUGGAUUUACGAAGGUGACCACAACCAACUCUAGAGUGGUGGAGAAGAAGAAGCAAGUCACUGCCACCAAGCCUGUCAAGAAGACGACACAGCAUAAAAUAGAAAACAUGGUGAAUGGCUCCGGCGAUCUCAACCACAACCAUGAACCGGACUUGAAUGCUGGUAAACGAACUCUGCCACAGAACAACGGCGAACUGAUCACCAGCAUCGACGCACUAGACAAGGCCGACAACAACUAUCUGUUAGAGGACGAGACCUUCCCGGAAGCGCUUGCGCCGACUCCCACGCCGAGGUCACCUGAACCCAGUGAACCUAAGCGCCCACCGAGGAGGAGUCCCGCAAACAGAGUCAGUCCAGUCAAAACGAAGCCUUCACCACAGCCCGUGGCGCCACCACGGAAAACCACCAGUGAUAAUGCUGUGUCCCAGGGUUCGAAGUCGAAAGGGGCUAUGCAAUGCGCUCCGGUGCCAAGGAGACCUGCUGUGGGUAACUCUCGCACGACUGGGCAGAUUCGCCGCACAACGGCCGCGGCUCCAUCGAGUGGCGGUCAAGGCGAGCCGUGCGCCGUGUGCGGUCGGCGCUUCGCCCCCGACCGGCUGCAGAAGCACCAGGAUAUCUGCAAGAAGGCCAACAACAAGAAGCGGAAGCCCUUCGACGCUUUGAAGCAUCGGCUUGCGGGUACGGAGGCUGAGAAUUUCAAGGGCACAGAAGCCGAGCCCUUCAUCAACAAGUUACGCAAACAAGCCCACACCACUGGCACCGCGUCGUCGACGAAGGUCAACAAACCACUGAACAACAACUGGCGACAGAAGCACAACGAGUUCAUACAGGCCAUCCGCGCUGCUAAACAGGUGCAGGCGCAUAUCAACGCCGGAGGCAAGCUUAGCGACCUACCACCACCACCGCCCUCUGAGAACCCAGACUACAUCCAGUGUCCACAUUGCAACCGUCGCUUCAACCAGACCGCGGCGGAGAGGCACAUCCCCAAGUGCGCCACAUACCAGUUUAACAAACCCAAAUCACAACCAGCGGCAAGGAAGCGGUAACCACGUCACCGUCCCAUACUGGAUCUAACGAUUGUUUCGGUUGACGGUUGGUAACUCUAUUUUAUUGGUUGAAAAAUUGCAACGAGUGAUAAAUAUUCAAUUUAUAAACUGAAUUUCGGUUUUAGGUUAUAAAAUUUGGCGCCAGUUGAUUUUUUUUUUAUCGUAUUUAACGGUUUGACUACUGCAUGCUUUUGUGGAAAUAAGACUUUGUAGUGCCUUACACCACUGGAUAUCGUUACCAACCGACGGCCAAACAGUUUUCUGGCUGUUCGAUAAAUUAGGAACAAAUUAUACGUUAGGGAUUUAAAUUUCCUGCUCUCUUUACUAACUAUACUGACAAGGAUCAAGGAAAGACAAUAUUAAUACUAAGUUCCUAAGAGAACAUUUUACUACGGCUCUUUUAAACGCUAUGGCUGUAUCCCCACGCUCAAGACAACCGAGUCCUUAUCCUAAAAACGUGGUGAUCGAUACAGUGUUACAAGCAUUUUUUACUUAUGCGCUUUUUUAUUUAGUCAAGAAGUUUUUUGACAUUAUUACUCCUAUCAUACCUAUUUAUAUAAACGCGAGCCGUAGGAGGAAGUAGUUUUUAUUGAAUUUAAGACAAAUUGUAUAAUUAGAGAGAUUUAUUUUAUAAGCGUGUGCAGAAGUUGUGGCAUAAGUACGUAACAGAUGCCUUGCCAAACGUUGUUUAAGUGCAAUUUGAACGCUACAAAAACACCUUUUCCUAUGCGCACCGAACAGCGCAAAACUGUGAAAGACCAUAUUUUAGAAAUAAUUUCUAAAUUUCGCAAAGCAGUGAGCAAAUUUCUGCGAGUUAAAGAUCUCAGUAAAUAAGUAAUUGCACACUCACAUUGCGAUCUAAAGUGUUAGCAAAGCGAAGGUGAAGGUGAGGCAUUGGAUAUUGCCUCGUAACAUCUGCAUACGGCUUUAUAAUGUACGUUAAAAGUAGAUUUCAAAGGUUCUACCAAAAAUGCAUCGACAGAUUUAAACGAUUUAACAGGUAUUCAAAAAAGAAAAUUGACAGCAUGGGUUUAAAUUCAUAUGAAUACCAGCCCGACUGUCUGUUUGUGUUUCCAUCGACAGUGAUACAAAUUAAGAAUAUCGACUUAUUUUUGUACGGUCUUAUCAUCACUUGUGCAAUGCUCAAGAUUACGUUUGGAUUCCUGUUGCCGCUCAUUCUAUAAUCUUCACUUAGUAAAUACUAGAUUUGCCAUAAAAAUGUUGGGACCUAAUAACGUGUUAAGUUUUCUAAACAAGUAACGUUAUUGUAAUAACAGUGCAAAGAUUUUUGAUAGCUAUUGACGUUUGUACAAAAAUUAUGCUUUUUAAAAAUGUUAACUUAGCAAAAUGUUAUUGGGAUAAUAAUAUAAAUGUACUAUAUUUUUU
Pectinophora gossypiella (pink bollworm) is the source of this 3205-nucleotide messenger RNA. RefSeq names its product zinc finger C2HC domain-containing protein 1C. The transcript has 12 exons. The record is from RefSeq and is a predicted model, not a curated record. NCBI's taxonomy places the organism in Eukaryota, Metazoa, Arthropoda, Insecta, Lepidoptera, Gelechiidae. The coding region runs from base 452 to 1819 and encodes 455 amino acids.